Molecule: messenger RNA, 1987 nt
Organism: Umbelopsis ramanniana AG
Lineage: Eukaryota; Fungi; Mucoromycota; Umbelopsidomycetes; Umbelopsidales; Umbelopsidaceae
Exons: 8
Coding region: 113-1969 (618 amino acids)
Biological process (GO): actin filament bundle assembly; actin filament network formation
Cellular component (GO): actin filament; cytoplasm; actin filament bundle
Molecular function (GO): calcium ion binding; actin filament binding
Source: RefSeq, a predicted model, not a curated record
CGCUUUCCAUUUUCAGUCGGCCGAGAGAGUCAUCGCUCGUUCUCCAUUCUUUGGGUCUAUUUUAUUACCAACUCUUACUCUCUCGUAAAUCCUUUCCAACUUUCUGCAUUUCAUGCCUGCCAACGCCUUUACUCUACAGAGGAAAUUCCCUGCUUUGCAGGUCAACGACAUUAACUCGCUUAUUGACCAGUUCAAUGAGUGCGAUUUAGAUGGCGACGGUUACCUUGAUGCCAAAGAAGUACAGAACGCUUGUCAACAGGCUGGCGUUAGCGGCAACUAUGACGACAUUCGUGCGGUUAUUAAGCAAGUCAGUACAAGCUCCACCAGCAAGAUUGAUGCCGAGGAGUUUGUAGAGCUUGCAGCCAAAUUGAAAGAAGGUGUAAAUAAGGGUGCUUUCGAUGUUCAUCAAAACAAGAUCAAGGUCCACGGCACAAAUGCUAACGUCACUCACACCAUCAACGAGGAUGAGAGAACUGAAUUUACUAGACAUAUUAACAGCGUCAUGGCCGGCGACCGUCAUAUCGGUCACCGUUUGCCCAUCCCCACAAAUACUAUGCAACUUUUCGAUGAGUGCAAAGAUGGUUUGAUUAUGUGUAAACUCAUCAACGACGCCGUUCCUGACACCAUUGAUGAGCGUGUUCUUAAUGCUGGAAAGAAGAUUAACAGCUUCCAAAUGACUGAAAACAACAAUAUCGUUAUCAACUCUGCCAAGGCUAUCGGAUGCUCUGUUGUUAACAUUGGUUCCCAGGAUCUUAUUGAAGGUCGUGAGCAUUUAAUUCUUGGACUUAUCUGGCAAAUCAUCAAGCGUGGUUUGCUGAGCAAGAUUGAUAUCAAGCUUCAUCCUGAAUUGUAUCGUUUGCUUGAGGACGGAGAGACUCUGGAUGAGUUUUUGAGACUUCCCCCGGACCAAAUUCUUCUCAGAUGGUUCAAUUACCAUUUGAAGGCUGCUAACUGGAACAGAAGAGUGAACAACUUCAGCAAGGAUGUUUCUGAUGGUGAAAACUACACUGUACUCUUGAACCAAUUGAAGCCAGAUGUCUGCUCUCGUGCACCUCUCCAAGAGCGCGAUCUGUUGACCCGUGCUGAGAUGGUUUUGGACAAUGCUGAAAAGAUUGAAUGCCGAAAAUAUCUUACUCCCACCGCAUUAAUUGCUGGUAACCCUAAGCUUAACCUUGCUUUCGUUGCUCAUUUGUUCAACACACACCCAGGAUUGGAUCCUUUGACUGAAGAGGAAGCUCCUGAAAUUGAGCCAUUUGACGCUGAAGGCGAAAGAGAAGCGCGAGUCUUCACUUUGUGGCUCAACAGUUUGGAUGUUGACCCUGGUGUUUACAACUUGUUUGAGGAUCUUAAGGACGGUACCGUGUUGUUGCAAGCUUUUGACAAGGUUAUAGCUGGAAGUGUCAAUUGGCGUCAAGUCAGCAGAAAACAACCACUUUCUCGUUUCAAGAUGAUUGAAAACUGUAACUACGCUGUCAUGCUUGGUCAAGAACGCCGCUUCUCUUUGGUCGGUAUUCAAGGCGCAGAUAUUACCGAUGGCCAGCGCACACUCACCCUCGGCUUAGUCUGGCAAUUGAUGCGAGAAAACAUUAUUCACACUUUGCAAUCCUUGUCUAAGGGUGGACGACCUGUCACGGAUCAAGAUAUGGUCCGCUGGGCUAAUGACACUGUUAAGCGAGGUGGAAAGUCUAGCAAGAUGUCAUCUUUCAAGGAUGGAAGUUUGAAGAACGGUGUCUUCUUCUUGGAUGUACUUAACGGUAUAAAGCCUGGAUAUGUCGAUUACUCUUUGGUUGCCAGCGGCACUUCAUAUGACGACUACUAUAACAACGCAAAACUUGCAAUUUCCAUUGCACGUAAGUUGGGAGCAACCAUUUUCUUGGUACCUGAAGAUAUUGUUGAGGUUCGCGCAAAGAUGAACUUGACGUUCGUCGGUAGUUUGAUGGUGGUCGACAGACAAAGUGGCUCUAACUGAUCAUAUAAUUGAUCAUGU